AUGUUACGAAUUAAAAGUAGACUGAUAGCUGCAAAUGAUCUACCCGAACAACCAAAAUACGUUCCAUUAAAAUCCGUUCGUGUUGAAGGAAAGAUCGAAUCAUUUGCUGCUGAUGUGACAAUCAAACAAGUGUUUCGUAAUGACGAAACAAAUCCAAUCGAAGCUGUUUAUUGUUUUCCCAUCGAAGAACAAGCAGCUGUUUAUAAAUUCAUUGCACAAAUCGAUGAUCGACAAAUCGAAGCUGAUUUAAAAGAAAAGAAGGAAGCACAGAAAGAAUACAACGAAGCUCUUCAACAAGGUCAUGGCGCCUAUCUACUCGAACAGGAUGAGAAAUCUCAAGAUAAUUUUAUCAUUAACAUCGGUGCACUUCCAUCUGGAAAGGAAUGUCAUAUCACAAUAUCCUACGUAACCGAAUUGGACUUAAUUGAUAAUGGACAAAAGAUUCAAUUUGUUGUUCCGACUACCAUUGCGCCUCGCUAUAAUCCCUCCAAAAGUGGAAUAUCUUCGCCAGCUGGAACAACUUCUCAAUAUGUUCAAAGUGCGCCUUAUACCAUCGAUAUGCAGUGUGAAGUUGGCAAAACAAAUGUUUCACGUCUAAGCUCGCCGUCGCAUCCGGUCGAACUCGAUCUCAGUCAACAAGAUUACUAUGUAGUCAGAUUCAGUCAAAAUCAAACGCAUUUAGACCGUGAUAUUCUCCUUGAUAUUCAUUUGAAUGAGCAACGAUCGAAUACAGUUUUAGCAAUUGAACAAAAUGCUUUUAUGAUUUCAUUUACACCAAAUGAACAAGAUUGUCAACGAGCGAUGAAUAAUGUGGAAACAACGAAUGAAUUUGUAUUUAUUGUCGAUUGUAGUGGAUCAAUGCGAGAUGAGAAUAAGAUUGGCUAUGUUCGACAAUCGAUGAUGCUUUUCUUGAAAAGUCUUCCACUGAAUUCGUAUUUUAAUAUCAUUCGAUUUGGAUCGAGUCAUCGAUCAUUAUUUGACCAGGCAACAGUGAUUUAUAAUGAAGAAAAUUCGAAAAAAGCAGCAGAUUUAAUCAAAACAAUGGAAGCUGACUUAGGUGGAACGGAAUUAUUAAAUCCAUUGAAAUGGCUUGGUGAACAUCCACCACAAGAUGGUCGUUCUCGACAAAUCUUUCUUCUAACUGAUGGCGAAAUCUCGAAUGUCACUGAAGUUCUUGAUCUCUGUCGGUCAAUGUCGAAAUCGUCACGAAUAUUUUCCUUUGGCUUAGGUAGAUCACCAAGUCGUUCAUUAGUGAAAGGCUUGGCACGCUCAACCAACGGUCGAUUUUGUUUCAUUCCACCAUCAACAAAAGUUGAUACAUAUGUUGGUCAACAAUUAGAGAAAGCUCUUCAAUCAUCGAUAACAAAUCUUGAAAUCAAAUGGAAUUUACCAAUUCAAGNAGUCAACAAGAUUAUUAUGUAG
Messenger RNA from Adineta ricciae, 1422 nucleotides. The record is from the annotation of a GenBank genome assembly. Lineage: Eukaryota; Metazoa; Rotifera; Eurotatoria; Adinetida; Adinetidae.